This is a messenger RNA of Aspergillus affinis, 1269 nucleotides long. Its product is annotated as cyclic nucleotide-binding domain-containing protein. The record is from RefSeq and is a predicted model, not a curated record. Gene Ontology annotation, cellular component: nucleus. Bases 1 to 1269 code for a protein of 422 amino acids. Lineage: Eukaryota; Fungi; Ascomycota; Eurotiomycetes; Eurotiales; Aspergillaceae. The transcript has a single exon.
AUGGCUGAAAGCUCGUUCCCCGCGACCAACACUCGCCUCCGCGUCGGCACCAAAGACGACAUGUCGAGCGCCUUCCAAAAGAUCUCGGAGGAGGAUGAAUAUGAGGUGACGUCACCAACCGACUCGACCUUUCGAUCCGCAAACGCCAACCCCGCUUCCUCGUCUUCCGCCGACAAUCUCUUCGGAGGCAGCGUAUUUGGCGAAGCCACCGGUAGCGGCGGUGGUGUGCCCGCCGGCGGAAUCCGGUUCACCAGAAGUCCCUUUGGAGGUCCCGCUGGAGACGGGGAUGAGGAACAGGACUACAACGAUCUCCCAGAGGGAGACCGACCGACCGGGGGGCCGAACCAGGGAUUCCCGAACAACUAUGCGUUGGGCCGUCGCACGUCGGUGUCUGCCGAGUCCUUGAACCCGACGUCUGCCGGCUCCGAUAGCUGGGUGCCUCCGUAUCACCCCAAAUCCGAGGAACAGCUGUCUCGCUUGAAGGUCGCCGUCAGCAACAACUUCCUCUUUUCGCAUCUGGAUGACGAUCAAUUCAAGACGGUGCUGGACGCCCUGGUGGAAAAGCCGAUCCCUGCCAAGGAUAUUAAGGUGAUCUCGCAAGGCGAUGCGGGUGACUAUUUCUACAUCGUCGAGAAUGGCCAUUUCGAUGUCCACAUCCAUCCCUCGGGCUCGGUGCAACCGGGCGCGGAUGGCAUGGGUAGUAAAGUAGGCUCGAUCGGGCCCGGGGGCUCGUUUGGAGAGUUAGCACUCAUGUACAAUGCUCCUCGCGCGGCGACGAUCGUGUCUAUCGACCCCAAGAGUACCUUGUGGGCUCUCGAUCGCAUUACGUUCCGGCGGAUUCUGAUGGACUCGGCUUUCCAGCGCCGUCGCAUGUAUGAGGCCUUCCUCGAGGAGGUCCCGUUGCUAUCGAGCCUGAAGCCCUAUGAACGGGCGAAGAUUGCCGACGCUUUAGAUGCGACCAAAUUCCCCAGCGGCUCGACCAUCAUCACGGAGGGUGACCCGGGUGACGCAUUCUACCUUCUUGAGUCCGGUGAAGCGGAUGCUUUCAAGACUGGCAUUGAGGGACCGGUCAAGUCGUACCGCCGAGGCGACUACUUCGGAGAGCUGGCUUUGCUUGAUGACAAGCCUCGAGCCGCCAGUAUCAUUGCUAAUACGGAGGUCAAGGUGGCCAAACUGGGCCGCGACGGAUUCAAGCGCCUACUUGGUCCCGUGGAACAGAUCAUGAGAAGAACCGAUUACGAUUCGAGGCCCACAUCCUCGGCCGCGUGA